Messenger RNA from Apis florea (little honeybee), 2283 nucleotides. RefSeq lists its product as uncharacterized. Gene Ontology annotation, molecular function: ATP binding; transmembrane receptor protein tyrosine kinase activity. Gene Ontology annotation, biological process: cell surface receptor protein tyrosine kinase signaling pathway; positive regulation of kinase activity; multicellular organism development. Gene Ontology annotation, cellular component: signaling receptor complex; plasma membrane. The record is from RefSeq and is a predicted model, not a curated record. NCBI's taxonomy places the organism in Eukaryota, Metazoa, Arthropoda, Insecta, Hymenoptera, Apidae.
AUCAUUUGAUUUCACGAUUGAAUAUAGAGCAAUAGUGUAAUUAUUUAUUAUCAAAUCUGUUAUAAUUAGAAAAUGAAAUGUUAGUAAGAAUUCAAUUUAUACUCAUAUAUGAUAUAUUCAUUUUAUUCUAUUUAUGUGAUGGAAAAUAUGUAACAAGCACGAUCGAAUAUGUUGGUACUGUGCGGAAUUUAAGCGUGGAAGUUUUAAAAGAUCCAAAAUAUAUAGAAAAACAAGAUGCAUAUAAAUUUUUAAAAUUGAAUAUAUCUUGGUUACCACCAAAUACUUUUAAGCAACCUUCUUUUUAUAGUAUUAUAAUCACAGGCAUACCAUCAAUAGAAGAAAAAACAAAUAUCAUAAAAUGUUCAGAAGGAUCACUUUUUUAUAUAUUGAAACAAAAACAAGACAAAAAAUUUAAUGUAAUAUUACCUGAAUACAGUAAUUUAGAUGAUAUACCAGAUCUAUAUAUAAAACCUGAUUGUUCUUACAAAGUGCAAGUUCUUGCUAAUCCAAGAACAAAAUACAUAAUAAAUAUUCCUGAAAUUUUAUAUACAGUUCCUAAAUGCAUAAAUAAUUCAUGUAAUUGUAUCAAUGCUAAAAGAACACUACCAAUUCCAAAAGUAAAUAUAUCUCAAAGAGGAAAUCAAAUGGUUAUAAAUUGGAAUACAACUUUUAAUACAUCCAAUAUUCAAUUUUAUAUAAUCAAGAUAGGUAUACCUCUUUUUAUAUCAAGGACAGGGCUACCUGUUUAUAAUGUAACAAAAAUAGGGCAGGUACCUGUAAAUAAAACUAUGUUUUUAUAUGACUUAAAAAUUAACAAUCAAGAUAUACAAGUUAAAAAUGGUUAUAAAAUAAUAGUUAGUGCUGUCAAUUAUUAUGGAUGCUUUGGACCAGAAGGAACUUUUAUUAUACAUUUUAUAUCAUCAAAUACUAAAAUUUGGUUUAUAUUGAUUGGAGUAAUAAUUAGUUGUAUUCUAAUUGGAAUUUUAUAUUUUAUAUUAUAUAAUUAUAAUUUUUUUAUGAAACAAAAAGUAUGUACACUUUCAAAAUGCAAAUGGACAGAAACAAUACUUCAACAGCAUAACAUUUUGUAUAUCAAACAUGAAUCAAAAGAGAGAGAUAUAGAACAGACAAAUGAGUUAAAAGAGCCAUUUGAAAGUGUAAAAUUAAUACGUAAAUUGGGUAUUGGGCAAUUUGGAAAAGUAUAUCUUGGUCAUUUAAAUGAUAAAAAUAAUAGUUUAGUUGCAGUAAAAAUGUCUCAACAAAUGGAUUUAUCUAUUGACUCUGAAACACGUCAACAAUUUAUUCAAGAAAUUGAAAUGAUGAUAAUGGCUGGAAAUCAUCCUCAUUUAGUAAGCCUGAUAGGUUAUUGCAUUAAACCUAAUAAUCCUAUAUGCAUCUUGCUUGAAUAUAUGGAAGGUGGAGAUUUAUUAAGUUACUUACAUAAUCAAAGGAAUCAACAAAAUAAAAAAAUCAUUUCUCAUGAUCAAAAUAUUUUACAAGAUUUAUGUGAAGCUUAUGUUUCAAAAACUUUAUAUACUAAUAUAUGUUCUGCUAUAUUAAACAAAACAAAUAAUUAUAAAUCUAAACAAUAUAUAAAUAUUACUAACAAUUAUAAAGAAAAAGCAAAAGAUGAAAAUGAAAGUUGGAUUGGUAAAAUGGAAGGACAUCAAUUUUUAAAAUUUGCUAAGGAAAUUGCUAUGGGUAUGGAACAUUUAGAAGCUAAAGGAAUUACUCAUCGAGAUCUUGCAGCAAGAAAUAUUCUUCUUACUGAAGAUUUAACUGUGAAGAUUUCUGAUUUUGGGCUUUCAAGAAAUGGUGUAUAUGUAAUAAAAAAUACAAAAGAAAAAACACAUCAUCUUCCAAUAAGAUGGAUGUCUCCUGAAGCUUUAUACAAUAGAGCCUUUUCUUCAAAAAGUGAUGUAUGGUCUUUUGGAAUAGUACUUUGGGAAAUUAGUACAUUAGGUGGUUUUCCUUAUUCUAACAUACAAGAUGAUCAUUUAUUACAUUAUAUUGUUCAUAAAAAUGGUCGUUUAGAACAACCAGAUAAUGUUCCUUCAAGUAUUUAUAAGUUAAUGCAUUCUUGUUGGACUACAGAACCUCAGAACAGACCAAAUUUUACACAACUGCUUUCUACAUUACAAAUUUUAAUUGCAUCUUUAGAUAGUACUUUUUUGACAAUAUCUAAUCCUUGUUAUGCAUUAUCACUUUCGGAUAACACUUUUAUCCAAAAUAACUUCGAUUGCAUUUAUUCGUUAAAAAACAUUUAAAAAAAAGAGAUAUUUU